This is a messenger RNA of Microthlaspi erraticum, 2118 nucleotides long. Lineage: Eukaryota; Viridiplantae; Streptophyta; Magnoliopsida; Brassicales; Brassicaceae. The record is from the annotation of a GenBank genome assembly.
AUGGUGGUGAAGAUGAUGAAGUGGCGGCCAUGGCCGCCGCUAGUAACGAGGAAAUACGAGGUGAAGGUAUCGGUGAGGAGGCUGGAAGGUUGGGAUCCGGUGAGAGAGAGCUCACCGGAGAAGGAGAGAUUGACGGUGGAGAUUCGGUGGAAAGGACCAAAGUCGACAUUGGGAUCUCUGAGAAGGACGACGGCGAAGAGGAACUUCACAAAGGAAGCUGUGGGAGAAAGCGACGUCGUUUCGUGGGAAGACGAAGAGUUUCAGAGCUUAUGCUCUCUCACUUGUUACAAAGACAUUCUCUUUUAUCCUUGGGAGAUUGCUUUCUCUGUCUUCUCCAAUGGAGUGAAGCAAGGGCAGAAGAACAAAGCAGCUCCUGUUGUUGGAACAGCAUUCUUGAAUCUUGCUGAGUACGCUCGUGUGAGUGAUCAAAAGGAGUUUGAUUUGAACAUUCCUCUUACUCUCUCUGCUUCUGCUGCUUCCUCCGAGCCACAUCCAUUGCUCUUUGUAUCACUGAGCUUGCUUGAGCUAAGAGCCGCUUCAGAAACAUUGGACUCGGUGGCACAAACCGCGGUUGUGCCUGUCCCGUCUCCAUCUCCACCACCGCAGGCUACUGAAACUCAACAAACAGAGAAGGAAGACGUCUCUGCAAUCAAAGCUGGUCUAAGGAAAGUCAAGAUUUUUACAGAGUUUGUUUCCACAAGGAAAGCCAAGAAGCCUUGCCGAGAAGAAGAAGAAGAAGAAGACAGAUUCUCGAGCUUCGAAUCAUCGGAAUCACUAGACGAGUUCGAAGAAGAUUUCUACAAAGGCAAAGAAGAUUUAAUGAGUGUGAGAAAAUCUUUCUCUUAUGGACCUUUGUCUUACGCAAACGGCGUGGGAAGCUCGUUGAACUCUUGCGGCGCAACAAAAGCUAGCGAUGAAGAUGAAGAUUGGAUUUAUUAUAGCCACAGGAAAUCUGACGUCGCAGGAGGAGGAGGUUGCUCUGACGCUGAAGAUCCCAUUGCUGGUUUGGUCUACGAGACAUCUCUUCUUCCACGACGCAGCAUAUUGCCGUGGAGGAAACGGAAACUGAGCUUUAGGUCUCCGAAAUCCAAAGGAGAGCCUUUGUUGAAGAAGGACAACGGAGAAGAAGGUGGAGAUGACAUUGACUUUGAUCGGAGACAACUUAGCUCAGAUGAUGCUCACAAGAGCCAAAGAGAGGAAGAUUCAUCAUCAGCCAAUCAGCUCUCUUCUUUCUCUGAGUUUGGAGACGACAGUUUUGCGAUUGGAAGUUGGGAGGAGAAAGAAGUGAUAAGCAGAGACGGACAAAUGAAGCUUCACACGAACGUCUUCCUCGCUUCCAUCGACCAGAGAAGCGAGCGAGCAGCUGGUGAGAGCGCGUGCACGGCUCUUGUAGCGGUGAUCGCGGACUGGUUCCAGAAGAACGGUAACAUCAUGCCGAUCAAGUCUCAGUUCGAUAGUUUGAUCAGAGAAGGCUCCUUAGAGUGGAGAAACCUCUGCGAGAACGAAACCUACAUGCAGAAGUUCCCUGACAAGCAUUUCGACCUCGACACCGUGUUACAAGCGAAGAUCAGGUCUUUGUCCGUUGUCCCUGAGAAGUCCUUCGUUGGCUUCUUCCACCCUGAAGGGAUGAUCAACGAAGGAAGAUUCGAGUUUCUUCAAGGCGCAAUGUCUUUCGAGAGCAUUUGGGAUGAGAUUGUGACCAAUCUUGAGGAGAGUGUUUACGUUGUGAGCUGGAAUGAUCACUUCUUUGUUCUCAAAGUUGAGAAAGAGGCUUACUUUAUCAUUGACACGUUAGGAGAGAGGCUUUAUGAAGGUUGUGAUCAAGCUUACAUUUUGAGAUUCGACGAUAAAACCGUUAUUCACAAGAAUCUUCAAACAGAAGAAACGCAACCGCAGUCGCAACCGGAGACGUGUGAGUUGGAAUCGGAGGUUGUGUGCAGAGGGAAAGAGUCGUGUAGAGAGUAUAUUAAGAGUUUCUUGGCGGCGAUACCGAUUAGGGAGUUGCAAGAGGAUAUCAAGAAAGGGUUGGCUUCCACUGUGCCUGUUCAUCACCGGUUACAGAUCGAGUUUCAUUACACGAAGAUGACUACUAUAAAAGCAGAAGAGGUUGCGGUCUGA